This is a messenger RNA of Cynara cardunculus var. scolymus (artichoke), 1130 nucleotides long. Its product is annotated as zinc finger protein ZOP1. Gene Ontology annotation, biological process: mRNA splicing, via spliceosome. The coding region runs from base 144 to 890 and encodes 248 amino acids. NCBI's taxonomy places the organism in Eukaryota, Viridiplantae, Streptophyta, Magnoliopsida, Asterales, Asteraceae. The transcript has 6 exons. The record is from RefSeq and is a predicted model, not a curated record. Gene Ontology annotation, molecular function: zinc ion binding; RNA binding. Gene Ontology annotation, cellular component: precatalytic spliceosome; nucleus.
GCGAUCAAAGUUGGAAGCCCUAAUCCUGAUUAAAAUCUUCUUAACGUGCGCAAAUUGUGGAGAAAAUCGUGGGAAUUCUCCAUUUUGACACUGGGAUUCUGCUUUAAUAUCGACACCUGCGAUAGCUGAUUCAUCUUGCAACAAUGACUGAGUAUUGGGUUAGUCAGGGAAAAAAAUGGUGCGACUUAUGCAAAAUCUUCAUAUCCAAUAAUCCUUCCAGUAUCAAGAAUCAUGAGCUUGGCCAACGUCACAAAGAUAAUGUUACCAAGAGGCUGGCUAACAUGAGAGAAGAGAAAGUUGCCAAAGAUAAAGAGAAAAAGGAAACGGCCCGUGUUCUCACCCAAAUCGAAGAGAAAGCGAGUCGUAGCUAUCAAAAGGACAUAUCAACUUUUCAGAGGGGCAGGGAUUCUAAUGAUAACUCAUUAGGUGCUCAAACAAGCAGUGAAGCGAUAGGUAGUGGCUCUACAACAUCUGGAGAAUGGGAGCAUGAUGCCUCAUCGGGUUAUCAGUAUAAUCGAAGUAACGGCUGUUACUAUGAUCCAAACUCUGGCUUCUACUAUACCGAUGCUUUAGGUAAGUGGGUGCCAAAAGAAGAGGCUCUUGCUGCUGCAGCUAAACUCUCUUCUGGACCCAUACAAAAGAAACCCAGUUUUACUACCAUGUCAUCGACUUUAAAAAGUCACACCGACUCUAAAACUCAAACGCGACCUGUAAACCCCACACGAUCGGUUAACAGGCCAUCGUCUCUUGCUAUAAACAAGAGAAAACGACCUGAUGCUAAGUCAAAGGUUGUAUCUGAGGAGGAAGCCGCUGCACUCAAGGCAAGAGAGGCUGCAAGGAAGAGAGUCGAAGAGAGAGAGAAAUCCUCGCUCGGUCUUUAUAAGCAUUGAUAUGUCGACCACACACUUGAUAGCACAAAUCUACGGUAGAGAAAACGAAACGGAAAUCCGUGGGCCGAUGGAAAUGAGAGGUUUCGCGAACAAUGUAAGGGUCGAUCCGACUCCUGAUAUCUUGAAAAUACGAGACUCGCAAAAUCGAUAUGUUUUAUUGGUUCAUAUCUUGUUUUUAUUCAUCCUAUCAACAUGACCCAUAAAAUGGAGAAUCUUGUAUGUGCAUUCACAUUACACCCU